This is a messenger RNA of Helianthus annuus (common sunflower), 1816 nucleotides long. RefSeq lists its product as uncharacterized. The coding region runs from base 277 to 1587 and encodes 436 amino acids. NCBI's taxonomy places the organism in Eukaryota, Viridiplantae, Streptophyta, Magnoliopsida, Asterales, Asteraceae. The transcript has 7 exons. The record is from RefSeq and is a predicted model, not a curated record.
UCUUUAAUACAACGAAUAAUCACCAAAUAUUCACUCUCUCACACACACGCACACAGUGGAGCGUGAAUCUAUACACGUGAUUGAUUGCUUUGUCAGCGCCCUUCUCUGCAAAUUCAAACCACUUUCUUCCUUCUUAGCGCCUCAUUCUUCUUAACACAAACCCUAACCCUAAUAAUCCAAAUUCAUCACCAGAUUUCAAUUCUUUAUGUUUCCUUCACUUCGAAUUGAUAUUUGGCCGUAAUUUCACCUUCGUUGACUUCGUAAAGGUCGAUUCUGAUGGAUUGUGGUGCAGUUAGAUCUGGAUUUAAGAAGAUGAAGUGUGAUGGAAUUGAAGAACAAGGAAGAAAUUCAUGUGAUUUCGGAUCGGUUUUUUGGCCGAAAGGGGAUUUGACAAAGAAUAUAUCUGCAGCAGUUAAUGGUCCGUCAUGUAAUGAAACGACACAAAUUUGUGCGAAACCGAGGAGUUUCGAUCUUGAUCUGAACUCACAGGACGUUUCGAUUUCGUUUAAUCAUGAACCAAUUCAUGUUUACAAGAACUAUGAGAAUGUGCAAUCACGAGACGCUUUGUCUGAGUGUGGAAGUACUUGCCCGCCCAUGGGCGAGAAAGACUCGAUGAGGAUUUGGAAAGAAAUGAAGCAGAACGGGUUCUUGUCAUCGUCUCAUGGUGGUGUGUCGGUCCUGCCAAUGCCAAAACCACGUGGGAGGAAGAAAGGGAAUGAAUCGGUUAUCAAGAAGAAGAUAGAGAUUGCUAAGAGGGAACAGGUUGAUAGGUUUGCGAAAGUUGCGGCUCCUAGUGGACUUUUGAAUGAGUUGAAUCCCGGGAUUAUAAAUCAUGUGAGAAAUAGAAAACAGGUUCAUUCGAUAAUUGAGAAUCUUGUGAGAUCUUCAAGAAACAAGAACAAGAAAGGUGAAAUUAAGCGGGAUGAAGGGAAUGUGACUCAUUCAUAUGCAAGCCAGCAGACAAGCUUUUGUCGGUCAACGGGUAAUGAUGUGCUUGAGCUUAAACUUUCAUCGGCUUCAACCAUGGCAUCAGAGAAUACGAGCUUCUUGUCAAAUGACGAGUCAGAAAAUAUCUCUACUGUUGAUUUUCUUUCUGUUAAAGCUGCAUGUGUUGCUUCUCAGUGGUUAGAACUUCUUCAUGAGGACAUCAAAGGCCGUCUUGCAGCAUUAAGACGCAGCAAGAAACGAGUUCAAGAUGUAACUCAAACAGAACUACCUUUGUUGAUAUCAAGGGAAUUAUCUUCUAGUCAAGAAAAUAAUCCUUUUGUUAAUAAAGAAAAUUACGACUUGCAUAAAUUCAGAUGGACUGCCCUUUUUGAUCAAAUGGAUAAAUCUCUUUCCGAAGAAGAGAAACAUCUGGAGAACUCAUUGAACCAAGUGAGGGAAAUGUUAACGCAUUGUGAGCAUGGUCUCCUCAAAUCCCCUCCAGCAAAUGGUUUGCAACAGCAGGCUACCUUGCAAAAUAAUUACAUGUUUCAGAAAGUAGAACCAAUCCUAGACAAGGAUUUAGCCGUUCGGGCUGCGGCUGCUGCUAUUUAUUCAACAUCCAGUUUUCUGCAACCCGCAGAAAAUUUACCCUGUUGCUAAUCAUCUUUUGACCAAAGGUAAUUACUUGUAACAGUUUUAACGUUAAUUAAACUUGCAUAUGAGAGCUCAUUUGAUAUUUAUUUUGAGUUUUGUUUCUUUAUUACAUUUAAACGUUUAAUUUGUGCAUCUGCAUUAUCUCUUUGUUCAAUCGUUUUACCGAUUUGUGACAAGGAAACUAGUUUCUGUUAACAACUUGUUCAUGAAAUUUAAUAAUAAGAAUUUGCAAUAA